Messenger RNA from Colletotrichum karsti, 2166 nucleotides. RefSeq lists its product as uncharacterized. The transcript is spliced from 5 exons. The record is from RefSeq and is a predicted model, not a curated record. Gene Ontology annotation, molecular function: carboxypeptidase activity. Lineage: Eukaryota; Fungi; Ascomycota; Sordariomycetes; Glomerellales; Glomerellaceae. Bases 1 to 2166 code for a protein of 721 amino acids.
AUGAGGCGGACUCUGUUAGCAAUCGGAAUCGUGGCAACCGGCGUCUACGCCUGCCAACGUGACUGGGCGGCCCUCCACAAGCGCAUCCACGAUCACAGACACCACGACCACGGCCACAAGAAGCGUGAUCUGGCGGUCGAGUAUCCUCCUUCUCUCACCGAGCACGAGAGCAUUCUGGUGAACUCGUUCGACAGCAAAGACUUGGACUCCUGGUCUUACUACUACACCCAUGGAGACCAUCUCGGCGGACACAACCGCACCAUGGCCGAGUGGACGCAGGAGCAGUGGACCAACGCCGGCUGGGAUGCGCAUAUCGAGGAGUACUGGAUCUGGUACACCGCGCCUAUUGAGACCAGCUUGAAGUUGAACAGGCCUGAUGGUAGUGUGCAUGAAGUCAGUUUGAUUGAAGACAUGCUGGAAGAGGACUCGACUACGAGCUACCCGAACCGCAUUCCGGCUUACCAUGCCAUGAGCGGUUCCGGUAACAUCAGUGCUGAGUACGUCUAUGUUGGGCGUGGCCAGCGAGGCGACUAUCAAGCGCUCGAAGAUGCCGGUAUUGAAUUAGAAGGCAAGAUCGCUCUUUCCAUGUACGGAGGUAUUUACAGAGGCACGAAAGUCAAAAAUGCUCAGGACAAGGGCAUGAUCGGUGCAGUUCUCUUCACCGACCCCCUCGACGACGGCGAGAUCACAGUCGCCAACGGCUAUGCGGCCUACCCAGAUGGCCCGGCGCGCAACCCCUCCAUGAUCCAGAGAGGCAGCGUCCGGUUCUCCUCACUCUACUCCGGCGACCCGUCAACCGUCGGCUACGCUUCCGAGAAGGACGGGCCUCGAAACGACGUCACCCCUUACAACCCGACAAUUCCUUCGGUACCCAUUAGCAUGAAGGAUGCCGUUCCUCUUCUUGCCGCUCUUGACGGGAGCGGCCAGUCUGCUGAACAGGUCAACCGGAGCAGCUGGGUCGGUGCCCUCCCGAACAUCACCUACAGCAGUGGGCCAACUCCCGGUGCCACGCUCGAUAUGGCUCAUUUCAUGAACCAGACAGUCGCACCCACGUGGGAUGUAAUUGGUAUUAUUAAUGGAACGAAGGAAGAUGAGGUUCUUGUCAUUGGUAACCAUCGUGACGCUUGGGUUAUCGGGGGCGCGGCGGAUCCCAACUCCGGUUCCGCCGUCCUCAUCGAACUUGCGAAAGCCUUUGGCAAGCUUGUCGAAAAUGGAUGGAAGCCUCGAAGAACGAUCAUUCUCGGCUCCUGGGAUGCGGAGGAGUUCGGUCUUCAAGGCUCGACCGAGUGGGUUGAGACUCAUUUGCCCUGGCUCGUAACAAAUGCCGUCGCCUACCUCAAUCUCGAUGUAGCUGUGUCCGGUCCUCGAACUGCUCUGUCUGGGUCCGGAGAGAUCCAGACUCUUGCUAUUGAGAUGAUGAAGAAGGUUCUCUUUCCCGAGGACUGGGAUGUCGGCCCAACUCUGUACGACAUGUGGUUCAACACCACCGAGGGGGAAAUUCCCCCCUUGGGAAGCGGAAGUGACUACGCCGCCUUCUAUCAUAACGGAAUCAGCGCCAUUGAUAUUGGGUCUGAUGGUGGAAAGACUGAUCCGGUGUACCAUUAUCACGGGCACUACGACUCGUACGCCUGGAUGUCCAAAUUCGGCGACCCGGGCUUCAAAAUCCACCGCGUGAUGGGCCAAUGGCUCACCCUGAUCGCGUACCACAUCGCCGACGACGUCAUCAUCCCCUGGGACCUCCCCAACGCGGGCCGCGUCCUGCGGACCUACUACGAAGACCUCAACGAGACCAUCGCCGAGUCGUACCCCGACCUCGACCUCGACCUGUCGCCCAUCGACGACGCCAUCGCCGGGUUCGAGGCCGCGGCUGAGCGCAUCGCGACGGUCGCCAAGCAGGCGCUCGCGUUCAACGACACCGUCCUCGUCGACGUUGUGAAUAGCAAGUACCGCGACUUCUCACGGGGGUUUGCUAGUGCGGGAGGACUUCCCGGACGGCCGACGUUCCAUAAUGUGGUCAGCGCGCCGGGGCUUGAUAACGGGUACGGCGCCGAUGUGUUUCCGGCCGUUCAGGAUAGUUUGAGUGCGGAUAACGAGGAGCAGGCGAGGGAAUGGGUGGAGAAGAGUGCUUCGGCGGUGUCUCGUGCCGCUGAGAUUUUGCACAUUUAA